Molecule: messenger RNA, 1373 nt
Organism: Cuculus canorus (common cuckoo)
Lineage: Eukaryota; Metazoa; Chordata; Aves; Cuculiformes; Cuculidae
Product: CTD small phosphatase-like protein 2-B
Exons: 4
Coding region: 284-790 (168 amino acids)
Molecular function (GO): phosphoprotein phosphatase activity
Source: RefSeq, a predicted model, not a curated record
ACCUGGGGCUGCUGGAUGGUGACAAAGAGCCACAUCAUCCGUGUGGCCACCAUGGACUCAUAGAGGGAGGGGAAGGGCACCCAAGGGCUGAAAUCCUAGGGUUGAGGGUAGCUGAGGGGCUCCUGGGAUCCUCCUAGGGUGGCAGAGGAGCUCCUGGGAUCCUGCUUGGGGUGCUUGUCCCUCUCUUGGGGGGGACCUUGGUGUCAGGACAUGGGUACUGCUGUUUUCCUGAGGCUGCCUGGUGAUGUUGUUCCCUUCCAGGUCCACGUGAAGCUGCGUCCUCAUGUACAGCAGUUCCUGGAGACCCUUUCCAAGACCUACGAGGUACCUGAAGUCCUCAUGUUCCCCCAAGAUCUUCAUCUUCACAACCGCAAAGCAGGACUAUGCUGAGAAGGUCUGGGAUGUGCUGGACUCCAAGAAGAAGCUGAUCAGGUUGGUGAAACCCUGCUGGGGACCCCUGCUGUGCUGGCGACUGGUCCCCAUGGGCUCUGCUUCCCCCUCCAGGCACUGCCUCUCCCAGCAGCACUGCCUCUGCGCUCGUGGCUACUACUGGAAGGACCUGACCUGCCUGGGCAGGGAUCUGGCCAAGACGGUGGCCUUGGACCACACCAUCCAGGGCUUCUCCACCCAGGCUGCCAACUGGAUCCCAGUGCCGAGGUGGUGGGGGGACCCCCAGGACGAGGAACUGCUGCGCCUCACCCCACUGCUGGGACAGCUCAGCUGGCUGGAUGACGUGCGCACCGAGAUCCAGCACCGGUUCCCGCACCUCAAGCUGCCCACCGAGGACUAGACCAGCCUGGAUGGAGGGUAGUGGGACGGAGAACCUCCCUCAGAAGGGUCUGGUGGUGCUCAGCACCACGAGAGAUGUUCUGGUGUGCCUGGGAUCCAACUCAUCCCACAGCCCUGAGCUGGACGGUGUUUGGGCAAAGCCAUCACUCACAGGCAUUGGUGUUUGCAACCACGCUUUGCUCUGCUCCUCCAGCAGCUGCGAGGCACGGAUCCCAGCCUGGCACGGGGCUGGGGAGAGCCUCCCGACUGCCUUUUGAGGAAGAACUCCCUCCUGGCUCCCUCCUGUCUGUGCUCUGUAAGGCCCAGCCAAGGGCUCUCUCAUGGGUGAUUAUACACUUCUUGGACAAAGGUUUUGCUCUCUUCUGUAACCCCUCAGCUUCGCAUUUGGGGAUGGCACAGCAGGUGGGGGCACAAACCGCUCCCCUUGCCGUGCCGCAGCUGUGCCCCAGGGCGAUGGGGUCCUGUGGUUGGGAAGCUGAGCCCCGUGCGGUGCCAGUGUCCCCGGGAGGGCCCCAGCUGGCUGCUCUCCCUGUGCCCAUCCCAGCCCUGCGCAGUGCUGUGCCGCGUGCCGGGGCGCAGCUGCC